Molecule: messenger RNA, 6939 nt
Organism: Coregonus clupeaformis (lake whitefish)
Lineage: Eukaryota; Metazoa; Chordata; Actinopteri; Salmoniformes; Salmonidae
Product: voltage-dependent R-type calcium channel subunit alpha-1E-like
Exons: 47
Biological process (GO): chemical synaptic transmission; calcium ion import across plasma membrane
Cellular component (GO): membrane; voltage-gated calcium channel complex; neuronal cell body
Molecular function (GO): high voltage-gated calcium channel activity
Source: RefSeq, a predicted model, not a curated record
AUGAUCCUCGCCACCAUCAUCGCCAACUGUAUCGUCCUGGCCUUGGAGCAGCACCUGCCUGGAGAGGACAAGACCCCAUGUCCAAGAGACUGUAGAGAAAAGACAGAGCCUUACUUCAUUGGGAUGUUCUGCUUUGAAGCUGGGAUUAAAGUGGUGGCGUUGGGAUUUGUAUUCCAUAAAGGCUCCUACCUGAGAAACGGCUGGAACAUCAUGGAUUUCAUUGUGGUUCUGAGUGGGAUUCUGGCCACAGCGGGAGCUCACAUGAACAUCCCAGUGGACCUGCGGACCCUGAGGGCCGUCCGUGUGCUCAGACCCCUCAAACUGGUCUCUGGAAUCCCCAGCCUGCAGAUAGUCCUGAAAUCCAUCAUGAAAGCCAUGGUGCCGCUGCUGCAGAUCGGCCUUCUACUCUUCUUCGCCAUUCUCAUGUUUGCCAUCAUCGGCCUGGAGUUCUAUAGUGGGAAGCUUCACAACACCUGUCUGCCCAUGCCCAAUAUCCUGGAGAAUGAGACGGUGGACAAGUCUGAGUCAGAGUUCCCGUGUGGGGUGAGGAAGUGCCCUGACAAGUACACCUGCCGUGACACCUGGAUCGGCCCCAACGACGGCAUCACCCAGUUUGACAACAUCCUGUUUGCUGUGCUCACUGUCUUCCAGUGCAUCACCAUGGAGGGCUGGACCACUGUGCUCUACAACACCAACGAUGCUUUAGGCCCCACGUGGAACUGCAUGUACUUCAUCCCUCUGAUAAUCAUCGGCUCCUUCUUCGUGUUGAACCUGGUAUUGGGAGUGCUCUCAGGGGAGUUUGCCAAGGAGAGGGAGCGGGUGGAGAACCGCAGGGCGUUCAUGAAGCUGCGGAGGCAACAGCAGAUUGAGAGGGAACUCAAUGGCUACCGGGCCUGGAUCGACAGAGCAGAGGAGGUGAUGCUUGCAGAGGAUAAUAAGAAUUCAGGACCAUCAGCUCUUGAUGUGCUGAAGAGGGCCACAAUCAAGAGGAGAGGACUGGACCAGCAGUAUGGUGACAUCUCUUCUGUGGGUGAGUGUGUGUGACUCUCCCCUCUAGGCAUCCCGAUGGCCAGAGCCAGCAUCAGAAGUGCUAAAAGAGGACCCAUGGCUUAUUUGAAGCGUAAGGAGCGUCUGCUGCGUAUCUCUAUCCGCCGCAUGGUGAAGACACACAUCUUCUACUGGACCGUACUGGGCCUGGUGGCCCUCAACACACUCUGUGUUGCCAUCGUCCAUCACAACCAGCCCCACUGGCUGUCUGUGUUCCUCUACUAUGCAGAGUUCCUCUUCCUGGGUCUGUUUCUCACUGAGAUGUGUUUAAAGAUGUACAGCCUGGGACCCAGACUCUACUUCCACUCCGCCUUCAAUCGCUUCGACUGCGGAGUGAUAGUGGGCAGCAUCUUUGAGGUGAUGUGGGGAUUCUUCAGGCCUGGAAUGUCCUUUGGCAUCAGUGUGCUGCGUGCUCUCCGUCUGCUGAGGAUAUUCAAGAUCACCAAGUACUGGGCGUCACUGAGGAACCUGGUGGUAUCCCUGAUGAAUUCUAUGAAGUCCAUCAUCAGCCUCAUUUUCCUCCUCUUCCUCUUCAUCCUGGUCUUUGCUCUGCUGGGCAUGCAGCUCUUUGGUGGCAGGUUCAUCUUUGAAGACUACACUCCUACAAACUUUGAUACUUUUCCUGCAGCCAUUAUGACUGUAUUUCAGAUCCUGACAGGAGAAGACUGGAAUGAGGUGAUGUACAAUGGGAUCCGCUCCCAGGGAGGAGUGAAGUCAGGAAUGUGGUCCUCCAUAUACUUCAUUGUGCUCACACUCUUUGGUAACUACACGCUGUUGAAUGUUUUCUUGGCCAUCGCUGUGGACAAUCUGGCCAAUGCCCAGGAACUAACCAAGGAUGAAGAGGACGAAGAAGCUGCUUUCAAUCAGAAACAUGCGCUCCAGAAAGCAAAGGAAGUAGGGGCCAUGUCUUCCCUGAUGUCAUCAGAGAGGGAGAGGAGUAGACGGAUGACCAUGUCUGUGUGGGAGCAGAGAACCAGUCAACUGCGCAGGCACCGGCAGAUGUCCAGCCGAGAGAUCCUCUUCAGCAGCCCCAGUGAUGAGCAGGAAGCGCCCCCUGGCUGCCCCCACCACCUCAAAGCCACAGGCACACCCACAGGCAGCCUGAAGCUGGCUGAUCCCACAGCUGACCCUACAGCCUUCACAGCUGAGCCCCCCAAGCCCAUGGACAUGCCCCUAGAGGAACCAGCCUUGUCCAUGGGUGUUCCUGAGCCCCCCUUAUCCAGCCCUUUAGCAGAGCCACCCAUACCCACUGACACGCCCCUGCCUGACCCCCCCACGUCCACAGCUGUGUUCAUACCGGAGCCUACAGAAUCUGAGCCAUGCCCCGAGGGCAAGCUUGGCAUCCCCAACCACUGCCACCAAGGCCUCAAUGGCCGCUGGAGCCCCAGGUUGAAUCGGGAGAGAAGGCAGAGAGCGGUGCGUAAGUUCCGCCCUCCUGCUAGUGACACACUGACCACUGACAUGGCAGGCAUGAGGCUCAGGAGGCCACAGGGCACAGGGCACCGUGAGGCUCAGGCUGGGGCCAGAGGUCUGGACUCGCCCCAGUCGGAGGGCAGCAGUCGCUGUGUCAGCAUGGAGAGGAAGACCCCAGAGGACCCAGUGGAGGAGGUGAGGAAAGACGGUAACGAGGGAGAAACCAGCCAGCCUUCUGAGACCAGGGAGGCUGAACACAGACAGGGGGACCCUGACCAGACUGGGGGUCCUGAGCUGCAGAACAGGGAGGAGGGUCCACAGUCAGAACCACCCACCCUGCAGCCAUCUCAGGCUGCAGUACUGGAGCUACCAGAGGGACCCACAGGAGACAGUGAGACCGAUAGCAACGCCACCACUCUGAAUCAGUCCCCUCUGAGCUCCAGUAUCGCCAUCGAGGUGACCGAUGUUCAGUUGUCACUAGAGCUCACCCCCAUCACAGGCAACAGUAAAGACGUGGAGGCAUCCAAGCCUGAGAAGGACGAGGAGGAGGUGGCCAGCCCAGUCAAUACUGUCACACCUGACAGCAUGUUCAUCUUCAAACCUGGCAACCCAAUCCGCCGGGCCUGUCACUAUGUGGUGAACCUGCGUUACUUUGAGAUGUGCAUCCUGCUGGUAAUCGCUGCCAGCAGUAUCGCCCUGGCUGCAGAGGACCCCGUGUCAGCCACCUCCGACUGGAACAAAGGAUUGUGCCUGCGUCUGUGCCUGAUGCUGUCUCCGACAGGUAUCGCUGAUCUCACAGAGGGACAUUCAUAUAUUUGUCUACUUUUUACCCCACAGGUUUUGCGUUACUUUGACUACGUGUUCACAGGUGUCUUUACCUUUGAAAUGAUAAUGAAGAUGAUAGACCAGGGCUUGAUUCUCCAUGACGGCUCCUAUUUCCGGGACCUGUGGAACAUCCUGGACUUUAUCGUGGUGGUCGGAGCUCUGGUGGCCUUCGCCCUCACGAAUGUGCUGGGAAAUAAUAAAGGACGGGACAUCAAAACCAUUAAGUCUCUUCGGGUGCUGCGCGUCCUGAGGCCCCUGAAGACCAUCAAGAGACUACCGAAACUCAAGGCAGUGUUUGACUGUGUGGUGACCUCGCUGAAGAACGUCUUCAACAUCCUCAUCGUCUACAAGCUCUUCAUGUUCAUCUUCGCUGUCAUCGCUGUGCAGCUGUUCAAGGGGAAGUUCUUCUACUGCACCGACGGAUCCAAAGACACAGAGAAGGACUGCCAAGGCUUCUACAUCGACUAUGAGAAAGACAAGAAGGAGGUGAAGAGGAGGGAGUGGAGGAGACAUGACUUUCACUAUGACAACGUAGUCUGGGCCCUACUCACUCUGUUCACCGUCUCCACUGGGGAGGGCUGGCCACAGGUCCUGCAGCACUCUGUGGACGUGACAGAGGAGGACAGAGGACCAAGCCAGGGCAACAGGAUGGAGAUGUCAAUCUUCUAUGUCAUCUACUUUGUGGUCUUCCCCUUCUUCUUUGUCAACAUCUUCGUGGCUCUCAUCAUCAUCACCUUCCAGGAGCAGGGAGACAAGAUGAUGGAGGAGUGCAGCUUGGAGAAGAAUGAGAGGGCUUGCAUUGACUUUGCCAUAAGUGCCAAACCCCUGACCCGCUACAUGCCCCAGAACAGACAGACGUUCCAGUAUCGCCUCUGGCACUUUGUGGUCUCCCCCUCCUUUGAGUACACCGUGCUGGCCAUGAUUGCACUCAACACCAUUGUCCUGAUGAUGAAGUAUUACUCAGCCCCACCAAUGUACGAGGCUGUGCUGAAACACCUGAACACAGCCUUCACUGUGCUCUUCUCUGUGGAGUGUGUCCUCAAGAUCAUGGCCUUUGGCUUUCUGAACUACUUUCGAGACACUUGGAAUAUAUUUGACUUCAUCACGGUUUUGGGCAGCAUCACAGAGAUAGUGGUAGACCAAAUAAACUGUAUACAUAGUGCUAGUGUUGCUCUCAUCUCCCUUUAGUCAAUUGAGACCUUCAACAUGGGUUUCCUGAAGCUGUUCCGAGCUGCUCGACUAAUCAAGCUGUUGAGGCAGGGCUACACCAUCCGCAUCCUGCUCUGGACCUUUGUCCAGUCCUUUAAGGCUCUCCCCUACGUCUGUCUGCUCAUUGCCAUGCUCUUCUUCAUAUAUGCAAUCAUCGGAAUGCAGGUUUUUGGAAACAUCAGGCUGGAUGAGGAGACUCACAUCAACCAACACAACAAUUUCAAGACCUUCUUUGGUGCUUUGAUGUUGCUAUUCAGGAGUGCCACGGGGGAGUCGUGGCAGGAGAUCAUGCUGUCGUGUUUAGGGGGGCAGAAGUGUGAGCCAGACCCCUUAGCUCUAACGUCAGACCAUGAGGAGCGCUGUGGAACUGAGUUUACCUACUUCUACUUUGUCUCCUUCAUCUUCUUCAGCUCAUUUCUGAUGCUGAAUCUGUUUGUGGCUGUGAUAAUGGACAACUUUGAGUACCUAACCCGGGAUUCCUCCAUCUUGGGGCCUCAUCAUCUGGAUGAGUUUGUUCGUAUCUGGGGUGAAUAUGACCGAGCUGCUUGCGGGCGUAUUCAUUACACUGACAUGUACGAGAUGCUGACUGACAUGUCGCCACCUCUAGGCCUCGGCAAGAAAUGUCCCUCCAAAGUGGCUUAUAAGAGGCUGGUGCUGAUGAACAUGCCCGUGGAUGAGGAGAUGUCUGUUCACUUCACCUCCACCCUCAUGGCCCUGAUCCGAACUGCCCUGGAGGUCAAAAUAGCCAGAGGAGGGGAGGACAGGGGGCAGAUGGAUUCAGACCUACAGAAGGAGAUCAGUGUCAUCUGGCCACACCUUUCUCAGAAGACGCUAGACCUGCUCGUCCCCAUCCACAAAGCCAAUCAUAUGACCAUUGGGAAGAUCUACGCAGCCAUGAUGAUCAUGGACUACUACAAGCAGAGCAAAGCCAAGAAGCUCAGGCAACAGCUGGAGGAGCAGAAACACGCUCCCAUGUUCCAGCGUAUGGACGCAUCCUCUCUGCCUCAGGACAUCCUCUGCAGUGCCAAAGCCCUCCCCUUUAUGACCCACAGCGCUGGAUCUGCCCUGACCAGAGGAGGUUUUGUGGCCUUGAGUCCCAUCUCCCCCCAGGAGAUGUUCAUGCAGCCCAUGUCCCAGGACCUGGAGGACAAAGAGGAGGACUACCACCACUAUCACCACCACCACCACCACCAACUCCACCACCAGCUCCACCACCAGCUCCACACUCUGGUUGGGACAGACAGCAGCAAAUUGAUGAAACGCUCCUUCUCCACUAUUGGUGAUCAGUGCGUGAAUGGGCUGUGGCAGGAGGAGUACUCUCUGGAGAGGGUCAGUUCUGACCGUCUGUACAGACCACGACAGAGGAGCAUCAGAGGCAUCAAGUCCAACCUCAGGGAACCAGUGGAUCAAGAGCGGGGGCGCUCCAAAGAGCGGCGCCACCUGCUGUCUCCCGACGUGUCCCGCUGCAACUCUGAGGAGCGUGGCCAGGACCCGUCACAGGAACGCAAGCAGGCCCGCUCCCCCAGCGAGGGACACACAAAUGUCCUCCAUAGACAGGGGGACACUUCAGGCAGUCCAGGCCCAUCUAACUCUGAGUCCAGCGCCCCAUGUGGCCGGCGCCAGCUCCCCCAGACGCCAUCGCGGCCACGCCCUCACAUCUCCUACUCCCCACUGAUAUGCCGAGCCCACCCCUCCCCCCCCGAUGCCAGCGAGGGCAGAGCCUGGACUCAGGAGGCCCCCGGAGAGACGGAGGAGCCCUCGUGGAGGGAGGAAGGGGAGAGGCCAGCCCAGGUGGCAGGAGUAGGAUUGGGGGUGGGGGUGGUAGUAGGGGUGAGUGGCCCAGGGUUAGGGGUCAGUCACCCACACGCCUCCCCUCACCGGUACAUCUCGGAGCCAUACCUGCCCCUGCACGAGGAUUUCCACAGCCCAGACUCCUCAGGCCUGGAGGAGACUCUGACCUUCGAGGCGGCCAUUGCAACCAGUCUGGGUCGAGCCAACACCAUCAGCUCUGCCCCCCAGCUCAGACACAACUGGCAGGUCCCCAACGGACAUUUACAUAAACGCCUGGGUCAGGCCAGCUCUGUGGCCGCCUGCGAGCUCCUGUGUGACACCGACGACGAUGACCACUGUUAGGGCCGGGACUGGGAGAGGAAGAGGAAGAGGAGGAUGAUGGACAGCAAAACUUGGGCUGGGGUCCUCAGUCUGAAGUAUGCUGUCAGGGCGUAUACUGAGCGUGCAUCUGUCUGUGUGUGUAUCUGUGUGUUUGUAGGAGUGCAAUAUGUUUGCCAAAUCAAUAAGACAGGGAAGAUAUGGGGAGUGCACUGCUGGCGUACAGUGCAAAAGUUCACCAGUUGCAUUUUGAUUGUUGUUUGAACAAAGUCGGAUAACUCAAACUGGGGAAAAUGUACAGUUGAAGUCGGAAGUUUACAUACACCUUAGCCAAAU